Molecule: messenger RNA, 4711 nt
Organism: Alexandromys fortis (reed vole)
Lineage: Eukaryota; Metazoa; Chordata; Mammalia; Rodentia; Cricetidae
Gene: Ankrd27
Product: ankyrin repeat domain 27
Exons: 13
Coding region: 148-1386 (412 amino acids)
Biological process (GO): early endosome to late endosome transport; neuron projection morphogenesis
Cellular component (GO): tubular endosome; transport vesicle; neuron projection
Molecular function (GO): guanyl-nucleotide exchange factor activity; SNARE binding
Source: RefSeq, a predicted model, not a curated record
GUAAAGGGGUGGGCUGAAGAGUGGCGCUGCCGCACCCGGGUGGUGGGCACUGAGGUCCCAGCCCAGAGCCUGGGAGGUGCUGUCGUAGCUCAGAGGUGAAACUAUGUAGCCUCUUAAGAAGCUCACUUGGACCCUCCUGAAGUCCAUAUGGCUCUAUAUGACGAAGAUCUCCUGAAGAACCCUUUCUACCUGGCCCUUCAGAAGUGGCGCCCCGACUUGUGCAGCAAGGUGGCCCAGAUCCACGGCAUUGUCUUGGUGCCCUGCAGAGGAAGCCUGCCGAGCAGCGUUCAGUCAUCUUGUCAGUUCGAGUCCUACGUUUUGGUGCCCACCGAAGGACACUUUCAGACCUUAGAUGGAAAGGGUGUCCUCAUUGAAGGAAACAGGAUUAAGUUAGGAGCUGGUUUUGCUUGUCUUCUCUCUGUGCCCAUCCUCUUUGAAGAGACUUUUUACAACGAAAAGGAAGAGAGCUUCAGCCUUCUCUGCAUCGCUCAUCCCUUGGAGAAGAGAGAGACUUCAGAGGAACCCUCCGCACCUUCGGAUCCUUUUUCCCUGAAGACCAUUGAAGAUGUGAGGGAAUUUCUGGGAAGACACUCGGAGAGAUUUGACAGGAACAUCGCGUCUUUCCACCGGGCCUUCCGAGACUGUGAAAGGAAGAGCCUCCGCCACCACAUCGACUCCGUCAAUGCUCUCUACACCAAAUGCCUCCAGCAGCUUCUCAGAGACUCUCACCUGAAGGUUCUUGCGAAGCAGGAGGCCCAGAUGAACCUGAUGAAGCAGGCAGUAGAGAUCUACGUCCAUCACGAUCUUUAUGACCUGAUCUUUAAAUACGUGGGGACCAUGGAGGCGAGCGAGGAUGCUGCCUUUAACAAAAUCACGAGAAGCCUUCAAGAUCUUCAGCAGAAAGACAUCGGGGUGAAACCUGAGUUCAGCUUCAACAUCCCUCGUGCCAAGAGAGAGCUGGGGCAGCUGAACAAGUGUACAUCCCCACAGCAGAAGCUGCUGUGCCUGCGGAAGGUGGUCCAGCUCAUGACACAGUCUCCCAGCCAGAGAGUGAAUUUGGAGACCAUGUGUGCUGAUGAUCUUCUCUCUGUCCUGUUGUAUCUGCUGGUGAAAACAGAGAUCCCUAACUGGAUGGCAAAUUUGAGUUACAUCAAAAACUUCAGAUUUAGCAGCUCGGCCAAAGAUGAGCUGGGAUACUGCCUGACCUCGGUCGAGGCUGCCAUUGAAUACAUCCGGCAAGGAAGUCUCUCUACGAAGCCGCCUGAGCCAUGUGUGGGAAAGGAAACCAGAUGCCGUGAGGGUGAUAGGCAAGAAAUGAUCAUUGUUGUGUGCAGUCUGAGGGCUCCUGGCCUUGGUUGGUUGAUGCGCUUCGGCGAGAGAGAGUGAUGCUGUUCCUAUGUGAGUUACGAGAGUCUGAAGCCAAGAUUUCACCGCUGGCCCUGUUUUACUACGUGGUGACGGAUAAAUGCUAAAACUUAGUAGGACUCAAAAAAGUCUUCACGCUGAAAUAAAAAAAUGAAAAGUGAGCAGGUGUGGUGGUCAUGACUGUAAUCCCAGUACUUAGGAAGCUGAGGCAGGAGGAUGGCUGUGAGUUUGAGGCUGACCUAAUCACGUGGUGAGCUCCAUGGGUGACACUGAGACACGGUAUCAGAAGACAUAGGAAAAGGAAAGAUAAAGAAAAUAAGCAGAAAGGACAGUGAGUUUGAGUUCAGCCUGGGCUACUUAUGGUAAGACCUGUACCAAAACAAAACAAAACAAAACAAAAAAACCACACACUGUCCCCCAGGUAUGGAGCAAGUCAGGCCUGACAGACGCUGCAACUUUACCUUGCUUGGCCUGUCGACCCAGUCAGUACUGGGUGUCCUUGUGUUUGUGGCUCCACAUGGGACUCUGUCUGUAAGUACAGACUCGGCUUUUACUGCAGCCCGGGUUUUAGGUCACGGAGUCUGGGUAGGAAUGUGUGGAGCCAGCAGUGAUGUCACGACGCCAUGUCCCUGGGGAGAGAGCCUGUGUGCAUCUCCACGUGGCAGGCAAGGCUUCUGCAUGUCCAUCGGUUGAACUGGUUUCACCGUCAGUUCCGCGUCACGAGAGUUUUCUCCCUGGAGGUCGUGAAACUCGAGCUGGCCACAGGCACCCUUAGGAUGUCCUCUGGUGGAGAUGCCAGCUUUCCAGAAACAAGGACUGCAGUGACGUCAUCAAGAUCCAGGCAGAGAGCUUGGAAUAAAUGGACCACUUCCCUACUUCAUUUCUAAAGUUUUUAUUUACGUGUGUCUGUGUCUGUGUAUGCUCAGUGUGUGCAGGUUUCUGAAGAGGCAGAAGAAGGUGCUGGAUCCCCUGGAACUGGAGUUACAGGUGGUUCGGAGCCCCUUGAUGUGGGUGCUGGGAGCCAAACUCAGGUCCUGGAAGGGCAGCAAGUGCUCUUAACCACCGGGCUGUCUCUCCAGCCCUAGAUAUUUGAAAUAUUUUAUUUCCCUGCCUCUUUUUAAAUCGCUCCUGGUCAGCUUCGCUUUCUUGUUGGUGUUUUGCUUUUGGAAAGGUGAUGCCAGGGAUGGAACUUAAGUCCUUAGACGUACUAGGUUCUUUGGAGCUGUGUCCCGAACCCUUGUUUUUGGAGGGCAGAUCUCUCGGCUGACCUUCAGUGCCCAGUCCUCCUGCUUAGAUGACAGGAUGCCACCAUGCCCGGCUCUGAGCUCCUAAUAACAGUGUCUGCUCAUUUCCCGUGAGUCUCUGGGGUGCACAGCUUCUCUGAGUGCUUGUUCUUCCCUCUAGGUUUAGUUCUGGGGGUGCCACCUUUCAGCACUGCCCCUCAGGAAGCACCCUAGACUUGAGCAGAGAGCCCUGUCUGACUGUUGUCCAGUGCCUUUAAUGUCUCUCUGGCCCUAAGCUACUCGGCUGUCAGUCACCGUACAAAGCAGAUUGCUGGAGCUUUAUAUAGGAUGAGGCAGCUGGGGACAGAAACGGUUCCUUCUGAGGUGCUGGCAGGAUUUGUAUGUCACUUUAGUUAGUCCGCACUGGAGGUGGGCAGACAGACAGGAGGGAUGACGCUUGGGAGGGGACCUUGGAAAUGAUUCUUCCCCCGAGGCACUGUUGGCUUUAUCUAUAGCCUAGUCGGAUCUUAGAGACAGGUGAAGAAAGAACUUUGUUCUAUCAUGUUGCCAGGGUCCUGACAGUUUCCAGUAUCACCUGUGGAGGGGGAUUUCCCUCACCUCCAACCAAGACUCCUGGUGGAGGAGUUCAUUUGUCGUUGUGCCAUUUGGUUCCAGGGGCCCAAGUGAGCAUGGAAGCAUUGUGGUAGGAGUGAUUUUGUAAAAACAGGCUCAAGACUGGGGGCGUGGCUCAGUGGUAGAGCAUUUGCCUAGAAUCCCCCAGUGAGGGGAUGGGGUGUGGCUCAGUGGUAGAGCAUCUGCCUAGUCUUCCCUAGUGAGGGGCUGGGGAUGUGGCUUAGUGGUAAAGCCCCUGCCUAGAAUUCCCCAGUGAGGGGCUAGGAUGUGGCUCAGUGGUAGAACCCCUGCCUAGAAUUCCCCAGUGAGGAGCUAGGAUGUGGCUCAGUGGUAGAGCCCCUGCCUAGAAUCCCCCAGUGAGGGACUGGGGGGUGGCUCAGUGGUAGAGCCCCUGCCUAGAACCCCAGAGUGAGAGACAGGGGGUGUGACUCAGUGUUGAUCACUUUGCUUCAAAUUUUGCAUUGAGAGGUUGUGGUCAUCUCUCUGUGACAGGGCUUUUGCUAGAACAAGGCCCUGGCAGUGCAAAACAAAGCGAGCCCACAGUGAAACAGAGCACAGCAUUGACCAUCUCGGCUCAGAUACUACCACUACCACAUGCACAGAGGUUCAGCCGCCCUACAGUCAGGAGUAACAGUAACCAACGAGUAUAAUAAACUGUAAAGUGUAAAUUUCUAGGCGUUCUUAGGUUUUAGUCUUAUUCAUAUGUAUGUGUGUAUAUGUGUAUGUGUGCAUGUGUUUAUGUGUGUGCAUACGCAUGUAAGUGCCUGUGGAGUCCAGAGAGGGUGUCAGAUUCCCUGCAGCUAGAGUUACAGGCAGUUGUGGGCCACCAGAUGUGGGUGCUGGGAACAGAACUCGGGUCCUCCGGAAGAGCAGCAACCGUUCUUAACCCCUGAGGCGUCUCCUCAGUCCCAGAUUUCUAGGUAUUUGUUGUCCAGAUAAGCAGGUAAGCGUUACCUUUGCUGGGAGGAUCUGAUUAUACUAACUUUGGCGGCUCCUUGAUAUGCAAUGAGUGAUUGGCGCUGAGAGAUCUGUCGAGUUCUCCUGUGUCUGCCUAGAUUUCCUCCCCGUGAAUUAGGCUGACAUUUUCAUGGGCACGGUCACAAAACAAGACUCCCCUUGCUGCUUGGCACCAGGGAGUAGAAACCUGUGUGUCUGGCGGUACUGUCCACAGCCCUGGUCAGAGAGGCAGCAUCAGGCCAUUCGGGCAAUGGGAGGGAAGUCUGAGGGGCGGAGGCCAGGCCCAGCCAGUGGCGUGUGUAUGGCACAUUCCACUCCUGUAGCUGACUGUCCUCACCCUGUCGCCUCGCUGCCCCAGGCUACAAACGUCAGAGCUCACCUCCCUUUGUUCCCUCUCUGCACUGAGGAGGAUCUGCGCUUCACCUCAGAGAUCUGGGUUGGGGAGAGCCCCUGAGGGCCACUCCUGGGUUGAAUGUCAGGGCUUGUGCCUGGGCCCUUUCUGGGGAGGAUCUGUGACGGGGUCUGUGAUGUGU